This is a messenger RNA of Penicillium pulvis, 369 nucleotides long. RefSeq lists its product as uncharacterized. The transcript has a single exon. The record is from RefSeq and is a predicted model, not a curated record. NCBI's taxonomy places the organism in Eukaryota, Fungi, Ascomycota, Eurotiomycetes, Eurotiales, Aspergillaceae. The coding region runs from base 1 to 369 and encodes 122 amino acids.
AUGGGAAGUCUACAAGGCCUCAAUAAUCAGCAACUGCCAGUCCAGACUGACACUCACACCAACAAUGGGCGUCAGCGCACCCACCCCUUCGCCCAACCUCUACGUCCUGCUGAAGAACUCAGCUGCAACCGUCGGAUGAUAUACGACAAACGGGUUAUUAUUUUAGUCGACGCGAGCACACACGAGAGCAGCAUAAUCCCGAUGACCAUCAGCGAUCCGAGCAUCAUCACAAGCACUACCGACCGACAAAACAUUACGCUCACUCGGCGCUCUUCGCCUUCCCGGAAAUUGACACGCGUCAAAUACCUCUUCUAUCCGACUCGGCAUAUCUUGUCGCCAAAUUGGCAAGGAUCGCAAAAGGGAGCUUGA